Messenger RNA from Paramecium octaurelia, 1856 nucleotides. NCBI's taxonomy places the organism in Eukaryota, Ciliophora, Oligohymenophorea, Peniculida, Parameciidae. The record is from the annotation of a GenBank genome assembly.
AUGUAAAAUUAAUAUUUUGUGAAAGGGUUAGGAUUUGCUUAAAGGCAGGAGCCUCAAGAAACCAGAUCAUACGGGAGAAUAAAAAAGAAUCCAUAUUCUGCCUAUAAUAAUAGAAGUUACAAUUUAGUAAGUGGAUAUUUUUGAAUUUAGAAUUAUCGUGAUCUCAGGAUUUGCAAUGAUCGCUUUAAGAGGUUAAUAUAAAUUGUGAAUAAUGCAAUAAAAAAUUAAGCAGCUACGAUGUUUAAAUAUUUGAGGUAAUUUAAUUUGUAAUGGUAGCAUUUAUGUUCAAAAUAAAUAACAAGAAGAAAUCAAAGCAUAGUAGAGAGUGAUACAGGAAGGUCUGUUACGAUUUUAACAUGCAAUAUCAUUAUACAAUUAACGGUUGAAAUGUUUGGGCUUUUUCCGUUUGGCAAAAGUUGACGUGGUAUCUCAUUUGAAAAAAGAGCUAAGAAAGUAAAUAUCCUAAACUUAACAACCAAUAACUCAUCAAAUCUUCAGGAAAUGGAUGCAGCUAACCUUUGAAUCAAAAUUCAAUAAGCUAUUAAAAUAACAAAAUUUGAAUAUGAUAAGGUUUUACAAAUUUACUUUAAGUAAAAUCCUAAUAAAGCAAGAGACUUUAAAGGCAUGGAGUUUCAAUAAAUUAAAAACUGCGCGUCGAAAAUAAAUCAUAAAUAAAUUAAUAACUAACAUAGGUUUAUAGCAAUUGCGAUUGAGCUUGUUUGAUUCCGAAUAAGCAACCUAUCAAUAUCUAAAGUAGCCUCAAAAAUUAGAAACAAUAAUCGCCUUCUAAAAGUUAAAGCAUUUUUAAUAUUUUAAUUCCAAUCAGCAUUAUUUUUUAUUAAUUUUCACGAAUACCAUCAGUAACAUCAUUACAUUACAUAAGAUAGUAAAAUAAAUGCAUUGAGAACUUUGUUCAUAUCAGCCAUUAAGACACUAGGUCCAGAAGCUAAUCAUACAGUACCUAAAGAGUAAUUACAAUAAUUUGACAUUGAAUUAGCUAGAUAAUCUGUGCACUCUAAAUUGGAGCAUUAAAAAUUGCUGCAAAGAUAGCAGAAACAAAUAGAUUAAAAAUCUCACAGAGAAAUUUGUGAAGUAGUGAAAUAUUUAGUCAACAAACAACUCUAUCCUAUAUUUUAUUAAAUAAAAGGAUUGAAAUAGACUUAAGACACAGAGGUUUAGGAUGGAACCGUUAAGAAUUAAGUAAAAUAUCAUCUUAUUCAAGAGUGUUAUAGCAGCAAGACUGAGUUAAAAAAUAAAAGCCAAAAAUGCAAAAUCAUAAAAACUUGAGCUAACAUAUCGAAUAGAAUAGAUCUUUCGUAGAAAUUAUCAGAAUGAAUAAGAAAUUUUAAGGAAGAAAUUUAGACAAUGGCAAAUCAACAUUACUUUUCCUACUUCUAUGUAUCAAGAUUUUGAAAUCAGAUUGAGAGUCUUAAGAAACGAAAAGGUUAAUUAAUUAUAUUAAUAAAUAGGAAGCGAUCAUGAAUGAUAUUGAACAAUUAGAAAUACUUAAUAAUGAGCUACUAAUGACAAUGAAUUAGGUCAAAAAAACAUUUUUAUCUGAAGAAUCUAAUUUUAACACUUCUCAUAAGAAUGAAUAAAAACAAAUAGAAAUACAACGAUUUGAUAUCCAAGAAAAUUUGACGUCAUAAAAAGAAUUCAAGAUAGCUUUUGAAUAUGUGGAUUAUUUAAAAGAAGAUGUAAAUUAAAAUAAUUAUAUUUAGAACAUUAAUUUAAAAAAACAAGUGUAAAAGAAUGAAUAAUUGAUGAUUGAAGAAAUCUAAUAACUAGAAUAAUAAUUACAAGUAUAAAUUUAUUGUAUUUUACUUUAGGAGCUCGAAAAAGAAUUAGAAAAUUGA